AUGUCUCAUCACUCCAUCCUCGCCUCUUCUGGACACAAGCACUUUAGCUCUUGUUCUGUAGCUUCACCCAAACACUCCAGCUCUCACAGCAUCUUAUCCCAUUCUUCUAAACACACAGGGCAUGGACACAAGGCUCAACAUUGCUUCAGCAGCAAGAGUGCCCAUAACAUUGAAUCCAAGGGACACAAAAUUUCAUUAGCAAAUCUUAAGUCAGGGAAGAGUGGACAUGGAACUGGGUUUGGAAUAGGUAGUCUUGGCCAUGGAUUUGGAGCACACUCUGGCCAUGGAGGAAUCACCUCUGUUACUGUUAACCAAGGCCUCCUGGCUCCUAUGAACUUGGAGAUUGACCCAAACAUACAGAGAGUGAGGACUGAAGAGAAAAAUCAGAUAAAGGGACUCAACAACAAGUUUGCUUCCUUCAUCGACAAGGUUCGAUUUUUGGAACAACAAAACAAGAUGUUAGAGACCAAAUGGUCUCUUCUACAAGAUCAGAAAACAGCCCGGUGUCAGAUUGAGCCAUUGUUUGAGGCUUUUAUCAGUAACCUCAGAAGACAACUGGAGAACCUAGAAUGUGAGAGGGGUCGUCUGGAAGCAGAAAGAAACAGCAUGGAGGGAACAGUGGAAGAACUAAAAAGACGAUAUGAAGAAGAGGUCAACAGGAGAACAGCUGCUGAAAAUGAAUUUGUUUCUGUUAAGCAAGAAGUAGAUGCUGCCUUCUUGAACAAAGCUGAACUUCAGGCCAAAGCAGACUCCCUCACUGAUGAGGUCAACUUCUUAAGGACUCUAUAUGAUGCUGAAAUUGCACAGCUUCAAGCUCAAAUCUCAGACACCUCAGUGGUGGUCUCAAUGGACAACAGCCGAGACCUGGACACAAACAGCAUUAUCGCUGAGGUCAGAGCCCAAUAUGAAGAGAUUGCUCGCAGGAGCAGAGCCGAGGCUGAAGCCAUGUACCAGUCAAGGUUUGAGGACUUACGCACGGCAGCUGGAAGAAAUGGCAAUGACCUGGAGAACAGCAGAAAUGAGAUAGCUGAACUGAAUCGUACAAUUCAGAGACUCAAGGGAGAAAUUGAAUGUGCUAAAUCCCAGCGUGCAGCUCUGGAAUCUGCUAUAGCAGAGGCUGAGGAACGUGGUGAAGCUGCUGUAAGAGAUGCCAAGAGUAAACUGGUGGAACUGGAGGCUGCUCUACAGAAGGCCAAGCAGGACAUGGCUCGCCAGAUGAGGGAAUACCAGGAGCUGAUGAAUGUCAAACUGGCUCUGGAUAUUGAGAUCGCCACCUAUAAGAAGAUGCUAGAGGGAGAAGAGAGCAGAAUGUGUUCUGAGGGGCACGUGAAUGUCUGUAAGUAUAUUUUAGUAUACAUCACUGAUGUAUAAUACAAAUGCCAUAUGGAUAGUUAAUGCAAAUAUUUCCUUUUCUAUUUUAGCUGUUCUGCACUCAAGCACUGGAGGUAAACAUUCAGGAUCCUCGACCCAUGGUGGACAUCACCACCAUCACCAACACAAGGGGGGAUUCAGCUCCAGCAGCUAUAGCUCAAAAUCCAAGCACCACUCUGGCCAUGGACACCAUUGUUGAAGUGAAUCAGCUGUCAACAGCAAUAU
This is a messenger RNA of Hyla sarda, 1596 nucleotides long. RefSeq names its product keratin, type II cytoskeletal cochleal-like. Gene Ontology annotation, biological process: intermediate filament organization; keratinization. The transcript has 8 exons. The record is from RefSeq and is a predicted model, not a curated record. The coding region runs from base 1 to 1371 and encodes 456 amino acids. Gene Ontology annotation, cellular component: keratin filament. NCBI's taxonomy places the organism in Eukaryota, Metazoa, Chordata, Amphibia, Anura, Hylidae. Gene Ontology annotation, molecular function: structural constituent of skin epidermis.